Molecule: messenger RNA, 943 nt
Organism: Linum tenue
Lineage: Eukaryota; Viridiplantae; Streptophyta; Magnoliopsida; Malpighiales; Linaceae
Source: the annotation of a GenBank genome assembly
AAAUCCCCCGCUAAGCAUUUCUCUGCAAUUUGUUACACUGACAAUUUCCCUUUUCCUCUUCCAUUUCCAUCGCCGCUCUCUCCAUUCCAUUUCUCCUCCGAUUUCCUCUCCGCAGCGAGCGCAGCCCCGCCUGCGUCUCUCUCGAGUUUUCUCAGUUCCCGGUUCUCCUCUAUCCGGAUCGCCGUCCCAAGCUUUCCGGAUUCCACUUCGUCCCUGCCGCGAGAGAUCCACCGUCGUGCGUGCAUUUACUUCCCAUUCGCCGUCCGGAUUUCUCAAGUGAAUCGUGACGAGUUUCUUCUGAGAGCCUAUCUCGGUCGCUGCGAUGGUUUCGUUUGAGAUGAACGAUCGCAAGAAAAUUGGGCUAGGAUUGACAGGAUUUGGCGUCUUUUUCUCCAUUCUGGGAAUCAUCUUCUUCUUUGACAAGGGACUACUUGCCAUGGGAAAUAUCCUCUUCAUCUCAGGGGUGAGUCUCACUAUUGGACCAAAGUCGACCAUGCAAUUUUUCAUGAAACGCCAAAACUAUAAGGGGACUAUCUCAUUCGGUUCAGGUUUCUUCUUUGUUGUGAUUGGAUGGCCUAUUAUUGGUAUGAUUUUGGAGGCAUAUGGGUUUGUUGUGCUCUUCAGCGGCUUCUGGCCAACACUAGCAGUUUUCUUGCAGAGGAUACCUAUUCUUGGGUGGGUACUGCAACAACCGGCAAUCAGAUCGUUCUUUGAUCGGUACAGGGGCAGAAGAGUACCUGUCUAAAUCCUCAAUCAUUCAGAUGGAUACAAGUCUCGCUUUGAUGAAAUGUAACUGUGGUGACUCCUGAUUCAUAAUAUUUUUCUUAUGGUGCCUGUAGUGGUAACUCACAAAACAGCUUUUGGUGGCGGAACUCAGUCAGUUAGGCUUCAGAAUAGAUUCAUAUGUGUACGUCCUUGUAAAAAUAGAGUCGAUUACCGAGAA